AUCUUCGAUCGUUUGUGACAGAUCUCCUGUUCCUCUUCGGCCCUUCCUGUUUCUCGGUAUUGACAGCACCAACCCGGUGAAAACUUGUCGGUCCCUCUCUCUCUCUCUCGAUCUCUCUCUUUAAACUUGGUGGGGGCGGUGGAUCUGCUGCCCUUUCACACACCACCGUCAUCAAAUCGAUAGUUGAGAAGCCACACGCGUUUUCCUUGACGCGAGAAAGAAGAAGCAUGUGGUGUGCUUCGAGAGAUUGGUGAGAUCUAGCUUUUGAAGUAGUGUGUUGCCUGUGUUAGUUGCUUUCCUUCUUAAUUCAGAGAAGAUAUGGCGAGACAGCAAGUUUCCUGCAACCCCAACCUCUUGAAAUCGUUGGUGGUGCUGUUGGGGUUCUGCCUUACCGCCUACAUCUUGGGUCCUCCUCUUUACUGGCACCUGGCGGAGGGAUUCGUUGCUCUCUCCCGAACUUCUUGCGCUCCCUGCGUCUGUGAUUGUGCCUAUGAGCCCAUACUUUCCCUUCCCGCAGGUUUCAGCAAUGCAACUUUUACAGACUGUGAAAAGAAAGAUCCUGAUGUAAGUGAAGAGAUGGAGAAAAACUUUGUAGACCUCCUGUCAGAAGAAUUGAAGUUACAAGAAGCUAAUGCAUUGGAAAACCAACAGCGAGCAGACAUUGCUCUUCUUGAAGCUAAGAAGCUGGCAUCCCAAUAUCAGAAAGAAGCAGAUAAAUGUAACUCAGGGAUGGAGACAUGUGAAGAAGCGAGGGAAAAAGCAGAGACUACCCUGGUUGCACAAAAGAAGCUAACAGAAUUAUGGGAACAAAGAGCUCGUCAAAAGGGAUGGAAAGAUGAGAUGGCGAAAUCCUAAGCCCGCAAGCACAUAAAAGAGCACAAACACGAGUUAGAGGUCCCUACUGCUGCAGGUGCCUAAAACGGAUAUUCUCUUAUCGUGAAUUUGAUGGAGCAAUCAGUUACCCAUGAAGGGAAGCGACACGUUGAGUUUGGCACUUUCUGCAUUUCAAAGAGAUCAGUAAGUGCAAGGACCUGUUUCAUUAUUAGUAGAUCUAAAUCAGAUAGUCAUUCAAUCAGCAAGGCCUUUUCCUUUCGUCCCUUUAAUUCCAUACCAUAAUUAUGUGGAUUCGAGUGCUGAAUGUGCCGAAUUUAGAUUGCUUUGGUUUUUCCGUUCACCCUCCUCUAUGGUUGUUGCGGCUUCGUGGACUCGUGAUUAUCCAAAACAAGCACAUAAAAUGUGUGUGAUUCCUAUUCUCAAA
Molecule: messenger RNA, 1258 nt
Organism: Nymphaea colorata (pocket water lily)
Lineage: Eukaryota; Viridiplantae; Streptophyta; Magnoliopsida; Nymphaeales; Nymphaeaceae
Exons: 3
Coding region: 319-855 (178 amino acids)
Source: RefSeq, a predicted model, not a curated record